This is a messenger RNA of Colossoma macropomum (tambaqui), 3342 nucleotides long. RefSeq names its product phosphatidylinositol binding clathrin assembly protein a (gene picalma). Gene Ontology annotation, molecular function: SNARE binding; phosphatidylinositol-4,5-bisphosphate binding; 1-phosphatidylinositol binding. Gene Ontology annotation, cellular component: clathrin-coated vesicle; synaptic vesicle; clathrin-coated pit. Lineage: Eukaryota; Metazoa; Chordata; Actinopteri; Characiformes; Serrasalmidae. Gene Ontology annotation, biological process: clathrin coat assembly; clathrin-dependent endocytosis; synaptic vesicle budding from presynaptic endocytic zone membrane. The coding region runs from base 395 to 2578 and encodes 727 amino acids. The record is from RefSeq and is a predicted model, not a curated record. The transcript has 24 exons.
GGCGUCUGGCAGCGACCGCGCAGCAUCCACCACACCAACCUCUGGGAGGAUCCAGUGAGGAGAGGAAACAGGCCCGCCAUUUUCCUACGAGCCUCCAGUCCUUUUAAAACCUAGCGAGGGGGAGGCGAGGCCGGAGAGGAGAGCCAGAGCGACGGAGGAGAGAAGGAAAAGGGGGAAGUGAGAGAGAGAGAGUGAGUGUGUGAGGGGGAGAGAGAGAGAGCGCGCGCGAGAGAGAGAGAGCAGUGCACGAGCGAGGAGAGGACUGUCUUUAACAGAAGAGCAGCCGUUGGUACUCAGGUGGUGGAAUCGUGGACACCAGCGUUAACAUUGGAUAUAACGUUAACAGAAAACAGUUGGCGUUUCGCGUUUUCGCUCCCGUUACCAAACCGAGAAGAUGUCUGGACAAAGCAUAACGGACAGGAUAACCGCAGCGCAGCACAGUGUGACCGGCUCUGCGGUGUCCAAGACGGUGUGCAAGGCGACCACUCAUGAGAUUAUGGGGCCAAAAAAGAAACACUUGGAUUAUCUGAUCCAGUGCACAAAUGAGAUGAAUGUGAACAUCCCUCAGCUGGCAGACACACUAUUCGAGCGCACCACCAACACUAGCUGGGUGGUAGUGUUCAAAUCCCUCAUCACCACACACCACCUCAUGGUCUAUGGCAAUGAGCGAUUUAUUCAGUAUUUGGCUUCCAGGAACACAUUAUUCAACCUCAGUAAUUUUUUGGACAAAAGUGGCUUACAAGGCUACGAUAUGUCCACUUUUAUCCGAAGAUAUAGCCGCUAUCUGAAUGAGAAAGCUGUGUCUUACAGACAGGUGGCUUUUGAUUUCACUAAAGUGAAAAGAGGGGCAGAUGGUGUGAUGAGAACCAUGAACACAGAGAAGCUGCUGAAAACCCUCCCCAUUGUCCAGAAUCAGAUGGACUCUCUUCUCGACUUUAAUGUAAAUGCCAAUGAACUUACGAACGGGGUCAUCAAUGCCGCCUUCAUGCUCUUGUUUAAAGAUGCCAUCCGGCUGUUUGCUGCCUACAACGAAGGGAUCAUCAACCUUCUCGAGAAGUACUUUGACAUGAAGAAGGCUCAAUGUAAAGAGGGGCUGGACAUCUACAAGAAAUUCCUCACUCGAAUGACGAGAAUCUCAGAGUUCCUCAAAGUUGCCGAGCAAGUGGGCAUUGACCGAGGAGACAUUCCAGACUUGUCUCAGGCCCCCAGUAGUCUCCUGGAUGCCUUAGAGCAGCACUUGGCUUCACUAGAGGGGAAAAAGGUGAAGGACUCGACGGCGGCCAGCAGGGCCAGUACGCUAUCCAACGCAGUGUCCUCUCUGGCGAACACAGGCAUAUCUUUCACCAAAGUGGAUGAGAGGGAAAAGCAGGCAGCUCUUGAGGAGGAACAGGCUCGUUUAAAAGCACUUAAGGAGCAGCGCCUGAAGGAACUCUCCAAAAAGCCUUCCACAUCCUCCACCACGGCUGCCUCUCCGGUCUCCACGGCAACCGGCAGCAUCAGCACUGCCCCGGCCAUCGACCUGUUCUCCACACCCAGCUCCACCAGCAGGUUAGGGAGAUGUGAGGAGAGGGAGGGGAAAGAUGGCCAAGAAAUUACUUCAAAGGUGCCGAGUGAUCUUCUUGACUUGCAGCCAGCGUUCCAGCCUUCUCUGCCUCUCCCCACUGCUCUGCCUGUAGCCAACACAUGGGGAGAUCCUUUCACUUCUUCAGAGACUGUCGACGACUCCAUUCCAAACUUAAACCCUUUCCUUACCAAACCUGUCGAUGCUGUUCAUCCACCUCUUGUGUCUUCUGAUGCUGUUAGUUUUCCUUCUAGGACACCCAGUCAUGAAAUGUUUGGUGAUCAUUACAAUCCCUUUCUCGAUUCAAGCUCCUCUGUUGCCUGCACUCUCGAGCCCUCUGCUCGGAUAGAGGGUUUUCUCUCAGACUCGUUCUGUUCUCCGGCCCCCUACUCUAACACCCCACUCUUCCACUCCGAGCCCUCCGCUGUAGCUGGACUAUUCGGAGGGUUUUCAGCGUCUCCCGUCCCCCAGCCCACCAGCUCCUCCGGCCUUAACGUCGACUUCGACUCUGUGUUCGGCAAUAAAUCCACCAUUAACAGCACAGACGCCGCUGAUGAUGUUUUAGGUGGUAUCCUGAAACCCACAGUAGCCUCUCCAAACCAGGGCUUGCCGCCCAGCACUCAGCAGCCUGGCAAACUGGUGUCUGAUGACCUGGACUCCUCUCUGGCCAACCUCGUGGGCAAUCUGGGCAUUGGGAAUGGCACAGCAAAAAAUGACAUCCAUUGGAGUCAGCCUGGUGAGAAGAAGUUGACUGGUGGAACCAACUGGCAACCAAAGACUGCUCCCACCACAACAUGGAACCCUGCCACAAUGAAUGGCAUGCAUUUCCCACAAUACGCGCCGUCCGUCAUGGCUUUCCCUGCCACAACUCCCACAGGCAUGAUGGGAUACUCAAUGCCACCCCAAAUGGCCCCAAUGGCCAUGAUGACGCAGCCCACCAUGAUGUACACACAGCCUGUGAUGAGGCCAGCGAACCCCUUCGGCCCAGUCUCAGGAGCACAGAUGCAGUUCAUGUGAAGGCGCAGCGGGUGUGCGCUCCCUGAGGACGAAUCACACAGCAGCCAAUCUCAAACCUUUAAUCUGUCCCCCAGUUCGCUGUUUGACUCCACGCAAAGUGUGUGGCCCCAGUACUCAGACAGGAACCAGGGUGGGGGGGGGUGGGGUUGGGGACAGGGGAGGGGCUAUUUUGGGCUAAAAGGGUGGGAGUGGAUGGUGUGUACGGUGAGAGCCAUCAUGCAGUCUGGCGAGUGUUUUGUAAUUUGUCUAACAGUAACAGCUGCAGUUGUUUCCCCUGUACAGGACUGAAUUCUGACAGAUUAGCAUCUGUAAAGACACACGUUUUGUUUUUGUUUUUUUUUGUUUUUUUUGAUUGGGGGUGGGGUUAUGGAGAAGUCUGCAAAGACAGUGGGAGGGCUUCAAGUUCUAACUGAGGGGGGUAAAAAAUGACCAGGCCUUGGGGGGGUGGGUGAGUUCUUUCUUUCUUUAUCUGAUCAGCAAUCAUGCAUUACAUAAUUUAACCACCACCAUUUAAAUAUGCUGACUUCAGUUUCUACUAUGAUUUUUAUUCAGUUUUUUUUUUAUUAUUGCAGUAGACAUUCCUUGUGUAUUGUUUGUAUUUAUUUAUGAUUUACCCACUGAGGACAUGACAACAGAAAAAAUAAUGACUAUAUGGAGCUCUUUCCUUGUGGGAAGUUUGUAGGAAUAUGCUUUCAUGGGUAUGAUUGUUGAAUUGGAUUUUGAGAGUGACUGAGAUGAUGAUGAUGAUGAUAAUAUAAAAAAAU